Messenger RNA from Jatropha curcas, 1708 nucleotides. The record is from RefSeq and is a predicted model, not a curated record. NCBI's taxonomy places the organism in Eukaryota, Viridiplantae, Streptophyta, Magnoliopsida, Malpighiales, Euphorbiaceae.
UUUUCCUCUCCACAGACAGCUCUUUUUCAUCUUUCAAAGUUCAAACCAUAUCAUAAUAUUACAAAGUCUUACCUACUAAGAAAAACCAAACGCAAUCUCUCUCUCUCGUCAUCACAUAAAGGAGCAAACGAACAUUUGCUUCUUUGUUCUCUUCUUCUCAUUCUCAGAUAUCUCUCUUUCUGUCAAUUGUUUUUCAUUUUAGAGUUUAUCUAAUUAAUAAACAAAAAUCAGUAGAGAGAGAGCGAGAGGGAGGAUGGGAAAGAAACUUGAUGCUUUUCUAGGAAGAAGAAACUUCAAGAAUUCAAAAUUCAAAGCACUUACAAAUCUUGCUAAUUCUCGCCUUUCAGUUUUCAAGAACCAACGCCAAGUCAGGUGUAAUCAAGCUCGCUCUGAUGUUCUUCAGCUUCUUCAGCAAGGCAACCAUGAACGUGCUCUUCUUCGUGUCUGCUUCAUUUUUUUCCAAUUUUUGAUAUGUUAUGAACAGUUUAAUCUUUUGUUUUUCCUCUUCAAAUAAAAAGAAAUUUGGAUUUCUUUUGGCUGCAGAGUUUGUCCUGAUGAACUGAAAGAGGCAGUAUCAAGUUUGCUGUAUGCAUCUACAAGAUGCGGAGACUUCCCUGAGCUUCAAGAAAUCCGCGCAGUGCUUGCUUCUUGGUACGGGAAGGAAUUUGCUGCUCGUGCUAUUGACUUGCGCAAUAAUUGUGGAGUCAAUACCAAGAUGAUCCAGAAGCUAUCAACUAGACACUCAGAAUUGGAUAACAGAAUGAAGGUGCUCAAGGAAAUUGCGUUGGAGAACAACAUUGUUCUGCAACUCGAGGAAGCAUCUAUUAUAACUGAGGAAAAAGUGGAUGUAAGCAAGAAGAACCAUCCUGAGCCAGAGAAAUCGAACAUUUCAGGUGGCUCUAAGGUGGUUGACAAUUUGCAAAUUUUGCCCGAAGAGAUAGAAAAAGAUGGUUUCACUGAUUCUGCAAAGGCAAGGAAAAAGUAUAAGGAUGUAGCUGAUGCAGCUCAAGCAGCAUUUGAGUCUGCUGCCUACGCAGCAGCAGCUGCUAGAGCAGCUGUCGAACUAUCUCGAUCUGAACCCCAUGAUCCUGACAACCAAAACGGUCCUGAUAAUCAAGGAAGAAAAGUAUCAAAUAAAGACGAGCGCAUAAAUCUUGACUCUAAACCCAGAGAUCAGGAAAUCCAAAAUGAAAAUGAGAGUACAGAUUCAGAGGGCAACAGUGCAGCGGAACAGAAAACGCCAGUGUCUUCUGCUCCUUCAGAUUCAGAUCCAGUAGAAGAUGAUAUGAGGGUUUAUUCAAUGAACCUGGACCCAGAGUACCUAGCGAAGAAACUGGAGAAGGAUAUAGUUUUUGACGAGAGUGACGAUGAAAGUUAUGGUUCGGAUUCUAAAAUAAGGUGUAGCAGAAUUGAAGGAGAGAUUCAGGCAGUUGAGAAGAAAAUCCCUCCAAUAAUUCAAGCCGGUCUAAAUAGGGAGAAGGGUCCAUUUUCUGUGAGGACCAGAGGAGUGCCUGGUUACUAAAAAAUUGAGUAUAAUAAAUUCUGUUUGUGAGUUUUGCUGAUAGAAUAUCCUUUAUUAUUAUUAUUUUUUUUUUUUUGUGGGGGUUAUUUUUUUCCAAUGUAAACUUGAAUUGUUUUCUACUUUCAAUGUUAAAAUUUUGUGCAGUUAAAAAGAACAAUGCAGAUAUCAAACAGUUUUUUAAGUUUA